AUGGUGCCGUUGCAGAGUCGCCUCCUAGUGGGCUGCGGUCUUAUCUCCGCCGCGCUCGCCGCCGAUAACGUCCUGUCGCUGACGCUCUCCGAAGAGGUCCCUAAUAAUGUUUCGGCUAACAUUGACCCCUCCUUCGCCGGCUUUGGCAUUGAGCUCGAUCACCUCUUCUAUUUCAUGGGCGACGAGACGCCGAAUGACCUCUCUAUCAACCUCCUCAGCAACCUGGCCAACUUCACCGGCCGGCCACCGUACGUGCGAUUGGGCGGAAACACACAAGACUACGUGGUUUACAACGACUCGCAAGACGAAUGGCUCAUCAAGGCGAACCCGCGGCCGACCGCAGCAGGCAAUGUCCCUGCAGACAAUUUCAUUAUCGGCCCCCGCUUCAUGGAAAUCGCAAACCGGAUGCCCAAAGGCACACCCAUUACCUGGGGCCUGAACAUGGGAUACGACAAGUCCGACUACCUCGAACAGCUCACCACCAUGGUCUCCCAGAUCAUCGAUCGAUGCACGAAUCUUAACCUCAUGUCCUUCGAAUUUGGAAACGAGCCAGACCUUUACGGCAAUAACGGGUUCCGGACGAGCUCGUGGACGGGGUCCGAGUACGUCAAGGAAUGGCGGGAGCGCGCCGACGCCGUGUGGGGGCAAGUCCUGGAGCCGCGCGGGCUGCACAGCAACUUCUUCGAAGCCUCCGCGUCGACGGCCUGGGUCGCCGGCACCGGCUUCGAGAUCAAAGACCUGGUGAGCAAUGGAAUCGACGACACGGCCAACAACUCCGACGUUGGCUACAUCACGAGCUGGAACCAGCACAACUACUACUACUUUGUCGGAUCCUUCCCUUACCCAUUGACUCUCGACUACAUGAUGCGCUUUGACACGACCAAGGCCCAAUUCGACUCGGCUAUCGAAGCCCAGAUCACUCAGGCCGAACAGACUACUCACCCGUUCGCGCUGCGAGAAAUGUCCGUCGUCGGGCCUUUGGGCGUUGAGGGACUCAGUAACACCUUCGCCUCCGCUCUCUGGACCCUCAACUUCCUCUUCUACGCUGCCACAAUCAACAUCUCGUCUGUUCAGUUCCACAUGACGUUCGACAGCAACGCCAGCGCCUGGCAGCCGACGGCCAUGUUCGGACGCGACCGGUUCGUUCGACCCCUCUACUACGGCAUGGCUGCCUUUGGUCAAACCAUCGGCAGGUCGUGCACUGCCCGUGUCGCGCAGGCCGAGAUCUCCGAAUACCCCGCCGCCCACAACGAGUACAUUAAGGCUUGGUCCGUGUACCAGGGCGACUCGCUUGCCUCUCUGGUCGUGAUCAAUGGCAAGGUGGCCAACGUCUCGGAGGCUAACAAGGGCAGCAUCACCGUUGAUGUGACUCUGCCCACCUCCCUCGCCGGUCAGGAGCUGCACCUGUCAUACCUGACCAGUGACGGCGCCGAUGCGACUAGCGGCACCACCUGGAACGGCAUCAGCUUCGAGCAGGGCAACGACGGAAAGCUGACCCAAGUGUCCAACAACGACAUCACCGUCAAGGUGGGCAGCGACGGAAAAGCGAGCAUCCCCGUCCGCGACUCCGAAGCUGUUGUCGCCAACAUCGGCGGCAGGGUCGGCAGCGGAGAGCCCGACAGCACGGCGUGCAACGCGCUCACUACUUCGUCGCAGGGCGUCGGUUCAGCGACGAGCUCUACACCGGGGUCCUCGGGCAACCCGAGCAACUCCUCUUCGGACAAGGGAAGCGACGAUGAUUCAGGCGCCGCAGGCUUGGCGUCUGGGAAUUGCAUUUACACUUGCAUUGCAUGGAGUUUGGCGGUUAGCAUUGGAGCCUUUUAUUUGUAG
Colletotrichum spaethianum is the source of this 1830-nucleotide messenger RNA. RefSeq names its product beta-glucuronidase. The record is from RefSeq and is a predicted model, not a curated record. NCBI's taxonomy places the organism in Eukaryota, Fungi, Ascomycota, Sordariomycetes, Glomerellales, Glomerellaceae. The transcript has a single exon. Bases 1 to 1830 code for a protein of 609 amino acids.